Messenger RNA from Monoraphidium neglectum, 381 nucleotides. RefSeq names its product DCC family protein. The coding region runs from base 1 to 381 and encodes 126 amino acids. Lineage: Eukaryota; Viridiplantae; Chlorophyta; Chlorophyceae; Sphaeropleales; Selenastraceae. The transcript is spliced from 4 exons. The record is from RefSeq and is a predicted model, not a curated record. Gene Ontology annotation, molecular function: protein-disulfide reductase activity.
AUGGUGUGCAACCUCUGCAACAACGGCGUCAACAUCGUAUUGGACUUCGACAAGGAUGCCGCCUUCCGCAUGGCUGCCCUCCAGAGCCCCGCCGGCCGCGCCCUCCUCGCGCGCUGCGGCCGCUCCCCGGAUGACAUAUCCUCGAUCGUGCUCGUGGAAAAAAGCGGCUGCUACCUAAAGUCCGAGGCGGUGCGCCGCAUCGGCGCUCGGCUGGGGGUGCCGUUUCCGCUGCUGGCGGCGCUCGCGGAGCCGUUCCCGCUGCCGAUCCGGGACUUUCUAUAUGACCAGGUGGCCAGCAACCGCUACAACAUCUUUGGCCGCAGCGACGCCUGCCGCCUGGCCGACUCCGGGGCCUUCGCCAGCCGCUUCAUCACAGAGUGA